Molecule: messenger RNA, 1519 nt
Organism: Sorex fumeus (smoky shrew)
Lineage: Eukaryota; Metazoa; Chordata; Mammalia; Eulipotyphla; Soricidae
Product: serpin A3-8-like
Exons: 5
Coding region: 108-1385 (425 amino acids)
Biological process (GO): negative regulation of endopeptidase activity
Molecular function (GO): serine-type endopeptidase inhibitor activity
Source: RefSeq, a predicted model, not a curated record
UUUGAUUUGGGGUGGCAGGAAGGUCCCUAUGGAGAAAGAAUAAAUUGAGAUUUUCCCUAAAAUCCCAGACUCCAGAGACUGGUUGAUUCCUGAUUUCAGAAGAGACCAUGAAGUGUGAGGGCAGAGGCAUGUCAGCCCUGCUGGCCCUGCUCCUGGGGGCUGCGCUCUACCCAGAAGUCCUCAGCCACCCGGAGGGAACCACCGAGCCGGACACGGUGACCUGGGCAGACAGUGAUAACAUCACUUUGAUGGGAGCCCUCAGUCUAGCCCGCAGCAACACCGACUUCGCCUUCAGUCUCUACAAGGUCUUGGCUUCCCAGCAUCCCGAAACCAACGUCAUCUUCUCCCCACUCUCUAUCUCCAUGGCCUUGGCCUUCCUGGCACUGGGGGCCCGUGGCCACACCCAGACCGAAAUCCUACAGGGCCUCAAGUUCAACCUCACCGAGAACCCCGAGGCCGACAUCCACCAGGGCUUCCAGCAGCUACUGAGACAUCUGAGCCGGCCUGGCGGGCCCUUGCAUAAGAAUGUGGGUAGUGCCAUGUUCCUAGACCAGCAGCUGCGCCUGCAGGAGCAUUUCCGUCAGGAGGCCCAGGCGUUGUACGCCGCCGAUGCUGUCUCCACAGACUUCCAGGAUCUCGCAACCUCAGAGAAGCUCAUCAACGAUUACGUGGAGCAGAAAACCAAGGGGAAAAUCAAGAAGCUGGUCAAGGGCCUGGACGCACAAACCAGGAUGGUCUUGGUGAACUUCCUCUUCUUCAAAGCCAAAUGGAAGUCGGCCUUCAACCCCAAUGACACGUCCAUGUCAAGUUUCCACGUGAGCGAGAGCAGGAAGGUGGAGGUGCCCAUGAUGGCUUCCGAGAACCUGUGGGAGCCCUAUUUCCGGGAUGAUGCUCUUGGCUGCACUGUGGUGCAGCUCCCAUACAGGGACAACAGCACCUGUGCCCUCCUCAUCCUCCCUGAUGAGGGUCACAUGGCUGAGGUGGAGGCUGCACUGCUCCCAGACACCCUCCAACGCUGGAGGAACUCGAUGAAGGCGAGAAAUAUAGGCCUGAGGCUGCCGAAGUUCUCCAUCUCCGGGAACUACAACCUGAAGCAAGUCCUGUCUCAGUUGGGCAUAAGCAACAUCUUCUCCCCAGAGGCAGAUUUCUCAGGCGUCACAGAGGAUGAGAAACUGAGUGUCUCCCAGGCGGUCCACAAGGCCACGAUGGAUGUGGCUGAAGAAGGCACCGAGGCCGCGGCUGCUACGGGGAUGAAUCUAGUCAUUCGGCGACGACCGAUAAUCCUUACUGUGAGCUUCGACAGGCCCUUCCUGGUGGUCCUUCUGUCUCAGGACACACAGGGCAUCCUCUUCCUGGCCAAAGUCGUGAACCCUCAGCAGGACUGAGAUUCCCUGGGUUGGGGUCUGGCCCGAGGAGUCAGCUCAGCCUACAUGGGCCUGUUCCCUCCUGGGUCACCUCCCUGGGGCUGUGCCCAGUAUGGGGGCUAUGGUGAGAGCAAUAAACAUCUUUCUCACAGCAA